AUGCAAGAGGAGUUACUAAUAAAUAAAAGCGUGGAUAGCAGUGGGCUAGAAGAGAAGCCCCCAGGAGCAUCGAAAAUGGCGAAAGUAUACCAAGUCAUAGACGUCAAGAAAUACCGCCAUGAGAGUGACAGGGACUUAUGGUACGUCCUGUUUGAGCAUGAACGAGAACGUGGUUACACUUGGCAGCCGACGAGCGUUCUGGGUGUCAUCCCCAAUGAAUUGCGCCACAAAAUGCUGAUCAUGAGACGCAGGUUGAAAGUGGCAGCUCGUGUCAGUAAUGCGAUGCGGCUGGUGUCAUAA
This is a messenger RNA of Eimeria mitis, 300 nucleotides long. RefSeq lists its product as uncharacterized. Bases 1 to 300 code for a protein of 99 amino acids. NCBI's taxonomy places the organism in Eukaryota, Apicomplexa, Conoidasida, Eucoccidiorida, Eimeriidae. The transcript has 5 exons. The record is from RefSeq and is a predicted model, not a curated record.